Messenger RNA from Rhinichthys klamathensis goyatoka, 1156 nucleotides. It is a transcript of the gene olig4, whose product is annotated as oligodendrocyte transcription factor 4. Lineage: Eukaryota; Metazoa; Chordata; Actinopteri; Cypriniformes; Leuciscidae. The record is from RefSeq and is a predicted model, not a curated record. The transcript has a single exon. Gene Ontology annotation, molecular function: protein dimerization activity. Bases 54 to 1013 code for a protein of 319 amino acids.
GGAAGGGAUGUGGGGGUGAAAGUGUGCCCCCUCUGUCAUUGGCUCUGGGCCUAAUGUCACAUUAUGCGUCUCAUUGUGUCUUUGUGAUGCUGAGGGGUAUAAAUCCAGCCCUCUCAGUGUUCACACACACACACACACACACACACUCACUCCUCCGGCAGACCUACGCACUGAAUCCUCAGAGAACAACAGCACGGGACACGUUGCAUUUUAUUAGGUUGAAGUUUAUCAAGUGGAUUGUUCUCAACCAAGACUUCGAAGGAACCAAUUUCAAGAUGGAUUCUGAUGCAAGCUCCACGUGCAGUCGGUCUUCUUCACCUGACCUGGCUGUGGACUCCAGCUUUUUCUCCAACAAGAUGUUCCAAGCUUACGGAGAAACGGGGCAGCCCAGGUCCGAGAAAGUUUCCGGACGGUCACAGAGCUCUGACUCCAGCUCAAAGAGAGAUCACUCCAAAGACGACCAGCAAGAUCUACGACUUAAAGUGAACAGCCGUGAGCGCAAGCGCAUGCACGACCUCAACCAGGCGAUGGACGGGCUCCGAGAGGUGAUGCCCUACGCUCAGGGCCCAUCUGUACGCAAGCUAUCCAAAAUCUCCACCCUGCUCCUCGCCAGAAACUACAUCCUCAUGCUGUCCAGCUCUCUGGAUGAGAUGAAGAAGCUGAUAGGUGAUGUGUACGGAGCAAGCGCUCAGAGUCACUCGGCUAGACGGGUAUUACCGCCAACUUCGGCUGCUCCGGCCCCCCAGUUGCAACUGCUCUCGCUUGCCCCAUCCCUGCACUCUCUGGUGGGCAGCACCUCGACGACCACACCGGGUGUAGCCCAUGCCCCUCACUCUCCACCCUCGGCUGGGUAUCUGGGUUUCCACGCUCCACCUCUUUCCACCCUGAUGAAAGACCCUCUGCAUCUCUCCAGUGGCUACAGGCAUUUCCCCGGCAUGCCGUGCCCCUGCUCCCUCUGCCAGCCUCUCCCUGCCUCCACAGCCAGCCUGCACAGCCUCUCCAUGGGGAAGUGAUCCAGGCGAGGCCCAGGCUUCAGGCUGGAGUAGGCCGAAGUUGAAUUACAGACUCAAAAAGAACUGAAAACUUCUGGAUGUGUUUCUAGUUGUGUUGUAUACAUUGUAAAUGUCCUGUACAGAAUUUGUUUUUUUCUAACAAG